AUGUUUGUCAAAUCGGCAGAAAGCAACGCAACAGCAACGUCACGUAUUUUACGGUAUGCAGUAUUGAAGGCGUAUCGAGAUUUAUUGAAGGCACAACGAGAAACAUUUUACGGUGAUAUCCUUACAUUACGAGCCGCACGAGAUAAAACCAGAGAAGAAUUUUUACGUAAUCGAAACUUGAAUGAAGAAUCUCAAAUUCAGGAGCAAAUUAAUCGGGCCACAGAAAUCGCCGAUACACUACGCAGGAAUGUCGUGCAAGCUGUUUCAGUAGAUCAAGAUAAAACACGAUUUCGAUUAAUGUUGAAUGAGAAUCAUGAAUUGGGUGAUAACAAUUCGCUCAAACGCUCACAAUCAUCUGCUUCUUUACAAAAAUCCACAUAA
Molecule: messenger RNA, 381 nt
Organism: Ambispora leptoticha
Lineage: Eukaryota; Fungi; Glomeromycota; Glomeromycetes; Archaeosporales; Ambisporaceae
Source: the annotation of a GenBank genome assembly